AUGCCAACCGUCUUGUCUAAAUAUUGUAGUAAAACAUGCACUCCGUUUACGAGUGCCUGUAGCUGCAAGUUGUGUAAAGGAAAGAGAUUAGCACUUUACACACAUCAAAUAGUUGAUAUAUUAAAACUGAACUACGAAUCAGAAGAUGUAAAAGAGCACAGAGACUUAAUCGAAAAUAUUGUGGAUGCUGUUGCGAAAAAAGUUGGGGACUUGUAUCCUGUUUUUAAAACACAACAUAAACUACCAAACGGGAGUUUCUAUCAAAAAACGAAGAUAGAAUUGCCAAAUGAGUUCGACUUCCUCAACCCAUUUGUUUUUUCGGAGACUAAUGGCGUAAUAGCAAUAAAACGGUCGGAUGUUUCGGAAAGGGGCAAGGACGUGUAUGUUAACGAUUCUCUUCGACGGGUUAUCUUGUCGGAACCAGCGAAUGAACCUAGCAGUCGUGUUGGCGAUUUCAAAAUUCAACUUACCCGUAAUGAUAUUCUAUACCCGCUUCAUAGAGCUAUUUCAAAGGCACUCACGAAUCUCCAGAAUGAUGAUAGAGUAAUUUACAAAGGGGAGUGUGAUAUCAGACGCAGCAAGAUAGAACUUGCUCAGAAUGGCGAGGUUGAUCCACGCAAGUUAAAGCUCGGUGAGAUACUACUAGACAGUCGUAUUGUCGGACCAUGUUUAACCUUGGCGGUUGGUGGACCACUCUGUGUCACUUAUGUGGACCUGACAUUCUGUUUGGAAGACAAAAGCCCUGACAAAGGCUACAAUGCAAACAGUGGGCGGGAUGUAAAGUUCUUUGUUCUCCCAAGACACUUCAAGACGUGGAUACCUACAUACUAUGAACAGAGAUACAUGGAACUUGACAGCCACCACAGAAAUGUAUUGAUGGUACUGAAAUAUUGCUUCGUUGAAUGCGGAAAAUAUCAGUGUAGAUCAACAUAUAACUCACAUGUGUUAAAAACAAUAGUUCUGAACCAUUGUCUCACUUGUAAAGAUGCAACAUCGCUCGGGAGAUGUUUCAACGAAGUAGCUCAACACGUAUUCAGAUUGGGAAUUGGUAAGGACGAUCAUGAAACAAACAAUUCACAUCCUUGUCUGCACUUUAGUCCAACAUGGCUCGAAAGUCUUAGCAGUAUUGGGUAUUUCCAAAGUAAUAUUAUUACGGAAGGUGACAGAUUGCGUCCUGGUGACAUAUUGUACACACUUGCUCUAACCAUUCUAGUAGAGUUCAUGAAAACUUGUCCCGAAGUUGUAGACUUGUUACGUACCAAAGACGUACUAUCCACGUGUCUACAACUGAUCUGUAAAUACAGCAUGAGGGCAUUGGAUAUCAAAACUGAUGGGGACGAGUUUGUUAUUGAAUUCAAUAGCACGAUUCCCAAAGAAAACAUUGAUGGUUUUAUCAGUAAAUUAAAAGAUCUGAGACAAAAAGGCAGCGACAUUGCUGAUCUUUUGUCUGCUGAACCACUGCCGUAUCCGCCGUACCGUUCCGACCCUAGAAACACUAUAACCAUCACUAUAGCAGGAACAAUACAACAAACAAAAUCUAAUGACAAAUGUACAAAGUCGAAGAAAGUUAUGGACGAGGACGCUAUUGGUCCAGAAGAGAUUAGAUGUCGAGAAGAGCGCGCCAGACGUCGAGACGAAAAGUUCAGGCGUCGUCAAAAUACUAGACGAUGGGUAGAGGAGAAUAUACACCAGGAUAGAAACAAAAGUUUGGCUCUACAAAACGCAUCACCACAUAAACUAUGGGUGGCUCUCACUACGAACUACACUGACAACCUUGUUAAUCCAAUCGAACUUGAUUUUGCUAUAGAUGAUGCCAAAGAAGAAUUGAUAGAGGCCGGGAUGCCUGCAUCCACAGAAGUGUUUCUUGCGGGACAUAGUUUAGGGGGUGUAUUUUUAAAAAUGUUUGUACACGCUGACACGGCUAGUACCGCUGGAAUGAUUCUCUACGGUGCCUACUUUUCGAGGGGUGAGUUAGCCUCAUUCCCAGUUCCAACCUUGACCUUAUCUGGUGACCUUGAUGGAAUGAAUAGAAUAACAAGAAUGGCUAUCCAAUUCAGAGAAUUGAUGAGUUAUGUGACUGAUAACAAUUCAGAUGAUGGCACUUUUCGUUUUCCAACGGUUAUACUUCGCGGUAUCAAUCAUGGUCAGUAUUUCACAGGGGAUGUACCUAGCAAUUUGCAGGAAAAUGACAUUGCACCAGAGUUUGAUGGACCGACUGCACGGCAAAUCAUUGCAGAAGCGACUGUUGCCUUCAUGAUUAAAACACUCGGUGUACCCCAAUCGAGGCUGUCAGAUGCCACUAAUAAGUUAUCACAGUACUACCAGGAAAAUGAAAUACGAAUGAAGCCCAUCCUUGAUGCUUUCGCAUUGGAGAAUACAAAUGGGUCGUCCGAUUUCUCAAAAAACGCUCAACGAGUGAUAUCUGGACUUCCAACAGAAAACUGGAAUAGACUACGGGUAUCCAACGCCAUACGCGAUGAUAUCCAGUUUAUACGGUCCAGGCCAACCAUUGAAAUAGUAGAGAAUCAAGCUGUAAUAGCGACAUAUUCGGAUGUUGUUUAUCCAGAAAAUGAACUGGACAUCUCAACCAUAAACGAGAGUGCAUCAAGGGUUGCUAUCAAAAUGAAAAGUGCUAAUGACAUUCAAGAAGAACUGAAUGAUGAGGACUUAGGAUUUAAUACCAGUGUCAGCUGUCAAGAUAUUAACAAGAUGGCGUACGACCUUGCACGUGAUAUGUCGUCUGCUCUGGCGUUGCAAAGGUUCUCUGCUAUGAACUAUACAAUCAACUUUGUGGAGGACGACAUGGUAGAUAUUGGACCUGAAUUCAUACUAGGAGAUCUUGAAUUUUCUCAAAAUGGUAAAUCUUUAGUGAUUCGGUCCACCGCCCUUAAGACCAGCACGGAUAUACCAAUCAGAGAGUUUGCAGGACAGCAUUACUGCCAGACUAUUUCCCCGGCAAGAUUCUUAGAAUUUAUCUACGUCGAUGGCUUGAGAGACCGUGGCAACACAUAA
This is a messenger RNA of Owenia fusiformis, 3012 nucleotides long. The record is from the annotation of a GenBank genome assembly. NCBI's taxonomy places the organism in Eukaryota, Metazoa, Annelida, Polychaeta, Sabellida, Oweniidae.